AUGUUUAUAAAUAAAUUCAUAUAUUCAUACUUUAUUGCCGUGUCCAUAAUUUAUGGAUUGACAGCAUUUGGAUUCCUAUUCAAGGUUUUCAAUCCAGCAUAAAAAGCAUUGUCAAAAGUGUUAAGAUAAUAGCCAUUCUAUGGUUAUUUGAAAUUUACAUAUGGCAUAAUUAGCUUUGGAAUUUGCCUUUUAUGGGUUUAUAAUUUUGAUCAAGUCAAAAAGCAACUUGAACAUAUUGACUCGCAUUUGGAUAAAACCACAUUGGAGUACAUUGAAGAUAAAGAGGAUUUAUAUAGAGAUGAAAGAAAUCUUUACCUUUACGCUGGUGCAUUUUUUGUCACUUUAGCAAAUUUAAGAAUAUUCAGCUUAAUACAUGAUUAUUAUGAAUCAUUUGACAGAACAGAGAUAGCAUAGAAAAAAAUAAAGGAAUAAUGAUAUAAAAAACAUAAUAUUAAAUAGUUAUCAACACGUAA
This is a messenger RNA of Paramecium tetraurelia, 473 nucleotides long. RefSeq lists its product as uncharacterized. The transcript has 2 exons. NCBI's taxonomy places the organism in Eukaryota, Ciliophora, Oligohymenophorea, Peniculida, Parameciidae. The record is from RefSeq and is a predicted model, not a curated record.